AUGCCACCAAAAAAAAAGGGAAAAGGAAAGAAGGGAAAAGGGAAAGGUGGUGAUGGUGACGAAAAUGAAGAUCGUUUAAAACAGAGUCAACAUGAAAUAGAUGCAUUAAAAGAUCAAAUGGCUUAUCGUCGUGAAAUUUCUCGCCGUUCACGUUCAAUAGCCGAUAAUUAUCGUGAUCAAAUUCAUGAAGCAGAAAAAAAUGUUCAAGAAUUAACGGCCGAUAUGAAAUCUAUAAGUUCCGGUUUAACUCAUCAAUAUAAAACAUUACAAAUGGAAUUAGGUUUGAAAAUUACCACAUUAGAGUUAGAAUUAGGUGCUGUACGUAAACAGUUAUCGAUAACUGAUCAAGAAUUAACAAAAAAUAAAGGUGAAAAAGAACAAUUAGUAAAAUCAAAAGAGUUACAUAUUCACGAUUUAGAGACAAAAAUUGCCAAUAUGGAAUUGUCAUUUGAGAGUAUGUUAGAUGGAGCAUUCAAUAGUAUUAUUCAACAAUUAAAUGAAGAGAAAAAAAUAUGGGAUAGUGAAGUGGAUGAUGUAUUUAGAGAUAAUAAACAAGCAUUGAAAAAUUUAAAUUUAUUGCAUUUAGAAGUUUAG
Messenger RNA from Didymodactylos carnosus, 594 nucleotides. NCBI's taxonomy places the organism in Eukaryota, Metazoa, Rotifera, Eurotatoria, Philodinida, Philodinidae. The record is from the annotation of a GenBank genome assembly.